Messenger RNA from Oncorhynchus mykiss (rainbow trout), 1285 nucleotides. The record is from RefSeq and is a predicted model, not a curated record. Lineage: Eukaryota; Metazoa; Chordata; Actinopteri; Salmoniformes; Salmonidae.
AGAAUUACUAGUGGUAGGAAUAUAUUAGCUAGGCCCAGCGUCAUUAAUGUAUGGAUCUGGCUAGGCCUAGCUGACAACCUCGGAUACAUUCACAGUAAAAAAAAAUGGCUCACCCUUCAGGCAUACCAAGAAGACCAUGUCAGUCAAUAAGUUGCCAAGAGACUGAUCAUCAUCAUGGGCAAGAGUUGUAAAGUGGUGGUGUGUGGUCUGGCUGCCGUUGGCAAGACUGCUGUCCUGGAGCAACUGCUGUAUGCCAAUCAUAUUGCGGGCUCAGAGCCCAUGGAGACCCUGGAGGAUAUCUAUAUUGGCUCCAUAGAAACAGACCGUGGCACUCGAGAGCAAGUGCGCUUCUACGACACCCGGGGUCUUCGUGAUGGUCUGGAGUUCCCUCGCCACUACUUCUUCUUUGCGGACGGUUUUGUUCUGGUCUACAGCAUCGACAGUAAGGAGUCCUUCAAACGCAUGGAGGCCCUCAAGAAAGACAUUGACCGCUACCGUGAUAAGAAAGAGGUGAACAUAGUGGUGCUGGGCAACAAGCUAGACAUGCAGGAGCAGAGGAGAGUGGACUCUGAAGUGGCCCAGUACUGGGCCAAGACAGAAAAGGUGCGUCUGUGGGAGGUGUCUGUGGCUGACCGGAGGACCCUCAUCGAGCCUUUUGUCCACCUGGCCAGCAAGAUGACCCAGCCCCAGAGCAAAUCAUCCUUCCCCCUCAGCCGCAAUAAGAACAAGGGGAGUGGCUCUGUCGAUAGCUGAGGGAUUAGGGGGGAUGGAAGAGAGAGUGAGGAUUGAUGAAGAAUGUGAAAAAGUAGUAGGGGAAACGCAAUAGACUGAUUGUUAGCCUAUCACAAAUACAGACAAUUUUAUGUCUGCACAAAUGUACACCGACUGAAACAAAUGGUUUCAUGGAGAUUUUGACAGAUAUUUAAACUCAUAUUUGACCAUUUAGACUGAUCUUUGACGACAAGUAAAUGUUGACAUCAAAAGUAACGAAUGGAUAAUCAAGAGGGUUGUUUGUAUCAUGGAGGAUACAUAAGGGAUUAUAUUACUGUUAGUUAAUCAGGAGAUUUGUUACACUACUGGCAUGCCAUCUACUCAGAUGAAAUAUGGAAACUAUUUUAGCAUGGAUGAUCUGAAUUUUAUUUUAAGUUAGAGUACAUGAAACAAAUCCAUAUUUAUUUAUUUUUGAAUCACUUUUUUCCCCCAAUUUCGUAGUAUCCAAUUAUUAGUAGUUACUAUCUUGUCUCAUCGCUACAACUCCCGUACGGGCUCGGGAGAGACGAAGGUC